GCUCCAACUGGUGUGGUUAGUGCGGCAGGAUGUCGACGCUGCGGUCAACCUCUGUUCACCACCAAGCGAGAUAACUACUGUUGACGCGAGGGUCGCCAAGGAUGUCUUUAAUUGAUUAUUAACCUGUUUGAAAGGGAGAUACUCGUACAUUGUUGUGCCUGUUUUUUUCCGCAUCGAUUGGUACCAGUCCGUGACUAAAAAACGGAAAGGACACUUCAAAACGAAGUGACGAUCUUAAGAUCAGUCAACAAAAGCGUAAUCGGUAUGGAGAAAUGUACCGGGCGGAGGUAUGAGGAGGAUGCAACGGAACAGUUGGUAGAUUACAGUAAAAAGUACACUGAGAGGAAAUCUGCUGUUCACGAUCACUCGAUCGAGAGUUCUUCUCGAGACGGACGAUCCUGUAAAAAGGAAUACGGGGAGCGUAAUUCCAAGGUAGAUCUGUUUGGAGAUUAUGCUGAAACUGACCUAGAUCAACCUACAGACUAUAGUCUGAGAUAUGCUGAAGAUGACACGGAUGAUGAUGAGAAACAAAGCCCCGAGUAUUUUCCAGGUAGUGUACAAGAGGACACAGUUAAGACAUAUUGUACUGAAGGAACUCCGUAUGAAACACCUUUUAAUUUUUCAACUGCAACUUCUAUGUCUGAUCUCCGACUAGAGGACUCUAAGGAACCUGUAGACUCUCAAAAGAAGCUUAAUAAAAAGGUCUUAGAUAAUGAUGGUAAAGGGGAUUUAUCUUUUGAGCAUAAUCUUUCUCUUAACUGUAAUGAAAAUCAAUCGCAUCUACGUGAGAAAGAAUUAGAAUCCUCUGAAGGAUCUAGAACACGAAAGCCUAAUCUUUCCCCUGAAAAGUUGCAUGAUUAUUAUCCUGCUGGGACAUCAAAUGGUUUCUCUCGUGCUAACUCUCCCAGUUCUCUUAAUAGUGCAAUAACACAAAGGAAUAAUGUUUCUGGAAUUAUUCCAAAGAUAAACUCAAUGAGUUCUUCGGAUAAAAUUGAUGGUAGAUCUGAGAGGAUAGAUCGCAAUGGAGCUACUAUAGCAGUUAAUGAAUUACGUAUAUCUAAUGAAUCUGACAGCACAACAGAAGGGAAAAGUAAUUCUAGAGUUGUGGAUAAAGAAGGAAAAAUGGUGACCUUUAGUAGACAGGAUUUUUAUGCAGAACAAACGCCUCUAAUGUUUUCACGCUGUAGUUCUCUUGGGUCUUUGAGUGGUUUCGAACAGCAUUCCAUUCACGACGAUCGCAGCUCUAUUAUCAGUGACUUUAGUCGUCGGACUAGCGGCGUUGUUUCUCCAAGUGAAUUGCCAGACUCACCAACACAAACUAUUCCUCCUAGUCCGCGCAAUCAUAAGAGUCAGUGUACGGAUUUCAUAAGCAAAAUACCCGAAGAAGCAGUAAGACCGUCCGUUCGACAUUUAUCAUACUCAAAGUGUCAUGUUCCACGUACAAGUGUCUUUGAAGAUGACAUUGCUACUUUCAAAGAAGAGUCAACGCCGAUUGAAUUCUCUACAGCUACCAGUCUCAGUUCCCUUACUAUUGAUGAUGAGGUCAAGAUUCCCAACAAUACUAAAGUAUUAUCAGAAAUAAAGGAAGCCACGAGCGACAUUAAUAAUAGUCCAAAAGAAGAUUUGUCUAAAGAAAAGAUUGUUACUGUAGAAGUAGAAAAGGAUCAAGAGCAAGUCAGCGAUGGCGACGAAGAUGAUGAAGAUAUGCUGGCUGCAUGUAUCAGUAUGGGCAUACAAAACAAUAGGUACAGACAAUCUUUCAAAACGUCUACUGCCCAAAAAUCUAUACAAUCUGAAUCAUCGAACAUGCUUGCACGCUGCCAGAGAACUGCUGUUAUAAACAGACCGGAACCUCGAGUUCCUGUUACCAACGUAGACUCCGCAGUCGCGACUGCCAAAGCAAAUAAAAACACUAUUGAAGUGGUUGCUUCACCUGAUACUGUGCACGUUUACUGUACAGAAGAUACACCAGCGGAUAUCUCCCCUGUAGGUUCGCAGUCAAACCUUUCUGCAUUGUCUAUGCCAAGUGUCCAAGAAGAUGUUGAGAGAAUCGAGGAAGAUAAGCUCUCCAAUGAAGUUGAGUGUCAUAGAAAUGAUCUCUCUGAUGAAAGUUCUAAUCUCUCUGGGGAAGAUGAGAAGAUGCUUGACGAGUGUAUUCAGUCAGGAAUACCAAAGGUACGGCAAAUUACACCACCGCCAACCAAUUCCAUGUCUUUCGCUCAAAAGGCAGAGACAUUAAUACAGAGAUUCAAUAUAUGCGGUACACCAUCGUCAUCUCCAGUGGAAACUGGUAACAAGAACCCUAUUGGCAAAUCUUUGUGCCAAGCGACUCUGGAGCGUGACAAUGACCUCUCAGAUGAAAGCCCCAAUCAUUCUGACGAUGAAGCGAUCUUGAGCGAGUGCAUUAGAUCAGCCAUGCCUAAAGUCAGAUCGAACAUUUCCACAUUAAUAGGACAACAGUUACCAUCUGUUGGAGAGAAAGCAAAAGCGAGCAUCCCGAGAAAGCUGUCUUCCACAACGUACAGGCAGCGUGAGUACAUAAACCAAACUAAACAUCAAUCCAAGACACCGGUAACGUUUGAAGACAACUUGAGUCUCUCGGAGGAAGAAGAGGACAUCAUGUUGGCUCAAUGUAUUAAAUCUGGAAUACCAAAGGCAGUGAAUGCUUCGUCAAACUCUUCCUUGAUUUCUUCAAAGAAGCAACCAGAGCAGUACCAUAAAGUCAGGCUCGCUCUCAGCGGGUCUGCUUAUGUAAAUAAACAUUACGCGACCAAGAAUGCCACAGUGCAAACGCAGUCAGUUUACAAAUCUGAUAACGAUGCGUCAGCGUCCAUGAUUGGUGGACCUUCUUCUUGCUCAUUUCAUUCUGCCAAGAUGUCGGAGAUCAGACGCUCCAUAAGAAACGGUGGGAUGAACAUAUGCGAGAAAAGCCCGUUGGUAUCUUAUAGUAGAAAGCCUCCGAUGGACCACGAGCAUGGUAUUACUGAAAACGGAUCGUCGCGUUCUCAAGUACCCAAUUGUAGAUCCCCUAUUUCUAAUGGAACGGACAACGACGACGAAGAGAUAUGUCGAGGAACAACGAAGUCGAAUGUGGCGCCUUCACGACACAGCUCGGUGAGCUCUCUCAGCGAAGAAGGCUCGCUUGGGUCCAUAGAGGAAUGGGCCUUGCUGGAAUUGUGCAUUGUCGCCGGUAUGCCCAGGAACAAAUAUCGUUUAAAGAGUAUGAAGGCUGCCGAAGGCAGUAGUCACGAGGAACGUGAUACCAUACCGGAGGACAAUUACUCUAUAUGUAGCUACAAUUCGUAUGUUUGUAAAACAUAAGCCAGUUGUUACAUAUUUUUGGUCCAAACGUAUGUUGAAAGACUGACACGUUUUUAAGAAAUUAAGUGGAGAGCUUUGAGGAACAGGCUGAGCCGAGCGUUGAAAAAGAAACAGUCUCUUGUUUAUUUUUUUAUUAAUAUUUAAUAUUUUCGAUAGUUUGACAUAUAUAGCGAUCUUCUAUAUGAGAGUAUGUUAGGAUAAAACUAUAGAGUUCUAGGGAAAUGUAUCGGGCUAUUGCGAGUUUGUCCAGUGGAGUUGACGCAUCAUUCGUCUGGAAGUUAGUCAGACUCAUCAGUUAGUAAUUUUAAUGAUGUUAUACAUUGUACGAAAUAAUUGGAGGAUCAUCGAACAACUAUACUGCCCUUCGUAUUUACAUUUUAGAUCUAUUUUUAAUUGUUUUAAAUCGUGAUCCUUUAAUUGCUUGAAAAUUAAUGCUGUCUUACAAUUGUGUCCUUUAAAUGCUUCGCGAUACAUGCUUGAAUGUAUCAUGCUGCGUGAACAGAGUAAGCUAAGCAGUUUACACUGCUUAUCAGUGGUGAUAGAAUAGGGAAGUAUGUUAGCUUCCAAAGUUGAUAUCGGACAGCACAGUUUAAACACUAUACAAUAUGUAUACAGUCUUAUGGGGAAGGUACUUUAAAUAAGGUAACAAGAGAAGUGUUGGACUCGUCUCAUCACAGUAUAGACUGUUAACUGUUAGACAUGACAUUGUCAGAUUUAUGCGAUUAUGUUUUAUUCAUGAAACAUAAGUUUUACUGUAUGAUUAUUUGCAUUAUGCCUUGUUCUGAACAUUACACAUUGAAUUAAUUAAAUUGUUACUGAUUUCAGUCCCAACAUGUAAUAUUCAGUUCGCAAACGAGGAUAGCGUACAGUUACUAUUCAAGAAAUUUUAUUACUUCGCUUAUAGAUGCUUCUUUAGCCACUAACGUUCCAUUUUAAUCGGCAAUUAUGAAUUAUUUCAUACAUCGUGAUCGACGAAACUGCGUUGUUAUAUUAUUAUAGUAUCAAUAAUAAAGUUUUGAAUUAUUGAUUUAUUAAAAAGA
Molecule: messenger RNA, 4361 nt
Organism: Megalopta genalis
Lineage: Eukaryota; Metazoa; Arthropoda; Insecta; Hymenoptera; Halictidae
Biological process (GO): negative regulation of canonical Wnt signaling pathway; negative regulation of microtubule depolymerization; Wnt signaling pathway
Cellular component (GO): cytoplasmic microtubule; beta-catenin destruction complex; catenin complex
Molecular function (GO): gamma-catenin binding; microtubule binding; beta-catenin binding
Source: RefSeq, a predicted model, not a curated record